AGAGGAGGUGCGCGUGCGCGGGGACCACUCUGAGGAUCAGCUGUUGAAGGAAAACAUUGAGUAGUGACACACUCCACGCACUAGCACACUUACACAUCUUGUUAUCCACUAACUAACCACUUUUUUUUCCGGAGAAAUAUGGGCGGUAGCACCUCCAAACUGAAGCGGUGGAUGAGCAAUGGUGUGGAUGGCACAGAACAGUGCCAGAGACCCGUCAAGAAGCUGGCCACACCGUUCGUCUACACUCGUAGAGGGUCUAUGUAUUUUGAUGAGGAUGGCGAUGUGGCUCAUGAAUUUUACGAGGAAAUUCCACCUUUGCGUCGGGGCGUGAAAGCAACGAUGAGAAGAAUACUUACAAAUCUUACUCCGCAGGGUGAAGUACGACUACCAUUUCCAUGUCUCCACGUAGACUUCCCAAUUGUCCUCUAUCAAGAUAGCUGAGAUGAGAUAGGGGAGAUGGACCCCUAAAAAAUCCUGAUGCUACAGAAACCAUAUCCGAAGUCCAACAGGUGAUGUGCUAAUGCAGACUGCGAAAGAGAGGCACUAUAAAUUAUGCCUUUUGAUGGAAAUUUCAAUAAUUCUGUUCUCAGCUGUAAACACAAAAGUUGCAAGUUAACUACAGUGUGUGUUCUGAAAUCCCUCCACUCCUCCUCAUUGCAGCCCCAGAUAAGGAGUGAACAAAGAGUGUUGCAGCCAUGUGCUGAUGCCAGAAUGCUACCCACUCAGUGCCCCUUUCAAUGAUGGUUGUGAUAAUCUUAUUGUAAACCACUGUUAAAGUAUUUCAACUUCACUAUAGUGUAACCAUUGUGAGUGAAUCUAAUAAGCAUGAUGUAUUCUACCCUCCAUGUCCCAGAUGAACUAUAUUUUACCACAUUCACGUUCAGUUUGUUCUCUUUGAUUUUUCAUUGGUGUAUGGCUGAAGAUUGACUAAGGUGAGGUACUUUAAGUAGCACCUAACUCAUGCAGUAGGGACAAUAAACAAUUGUGGCAGUUUUAUGUAAACUAAAAUUUAUUACUUUUUUAUUGGUAUGGUAAAAUAGUAUACAGUAUUAAAUUGACCUAUGUCAAUUAAUAAGUAGUUUAUUUAGUACCCAACUUUUCUAUAUCAAGAGUAUUUUUAUCCAAAGAUUAUCUUGCUCAAUGAAAGGAUUGAUGAUGAAAGAUUUAUUUUAAUGUUUCAGAAAUUUAGUGUAGCCAGCAAAACAUGAUGGAGAUGACUAUAAGGGUUUUUUCAUUAUUUUAUUAUUAUUGCUACCAUUUGUAAUGAGAAUUGGUAAUAACGAAAAAUGCAGGUUGUAACAAAAAUAUGUGCCAUGUUUUUUCAAGACUGUCAGGAUGAUAUUGUCAUGAUGAGGUGCAGCGUGUUCAUUAGUCUCGAACAACCACAAAGUUGAUGUACCAAACCUCGUGUGUCAUCCCUUAAGAUCUCAUGUAUUACAUUGUGUAAUGCUCUAUGACCCAUAUUAGUUUAGGGCUUUUUUGUGAAUAUAAUAAUUCUUUAUUAUUUAGUUCUGUAGUGUAAAUAUUAAUUUAAUUUUACAAGUUUUGUUAUUUUGUAAAAAAUACUCCUUGCACUCCAGUUUUUAUUUUUGGUGUCAAGGUUUGUACAUGAAACUUAUUUAGUGGAUAUGAUAACAUUGUAUGUAUAUCAUGAUUAAGUCAAAAUUAAAUGUGUUGGCUUCAAUUGGAAAGGUAUAUGGCCUUUCUUAAUCCUGUAUUAUUAGAAUUAUUUAUAUACAUAUAUAUAUAUAUGUACAGUAUAUUAAUAUAUUAUAACUGAAAAUUGUAUGUACUAGAAUUGGUGUAUUGCUUAUGUGCUAUUAAAAUAGUU
Cherax quadricarinatus is the source of this 1831-nucleotide messenger RNA. RefSeq names its product tumor suppressor candidate 2. Lineage: Eukaryota; Metazoa; Arthropoda; Malacostraca; Decapoda; Parastacidae. The record is from RefSeq and is a predicted model, not a curated record. Gene Ontology annotation, biological process: regulation of mitochondrial membrane potential. Gene Ontology annotation, cellular component: mitochondrion.